GCCGAAACUUUUACUUCGGUCCCAGAUCCCGUGGUGAAAAGAUCGCCAGACCGCCGGGGGAAAAAAGCGAAGAGUUUGUGCUUAUCAUCCGUCGGAAAUCAAAUUUGUGGUUUGUGGUUUGUGGAUUGUGGACGGAACGAGCUGCCACUCGCCGGGCGAUGAUGCUGAUCGAGGGCGAAGGAGGUGGAAACUGCGGGCGCGGCGUGCUGAUCGUCGAGGGUGGAGGUGGAAGCGGUAGCAGUGGUGGGGGCGGCAGUCGUGUAGAUCUUUACAAUAGGCGAGCCGCCCGUUUCAAGAUGGCAGCCGACUCGGCCGUCGAGACGUGUCCGACCCAGGAAAACGCCGACUCCCGGAAGCGGCCGCUCGACACCGACGCCGAAGACGUCAAUUGCAAAAAGUCAAACUGUUCCGCAGGUGGCAAUGACGUCAUUUACCAUUUCAAGAUUCUCGUUCCAAGCGUUGCUGCUGGGGCAAUCAUUGGAAAAGGAGGAGAAACGAUUGCCCAAUUACAAAAAGAAACGAAUGCAAGAGUUAAGAUGUCAAAAGCAAACGAUUUCUAUCCUGGAACUACUGAAAGGGUAUGCCUAAUCUCCGGCAACAUAGACUCAAUUAUGGAAGCACUGGAUUUUAUUACGUACAAAAUUAGAGAAAAGCCUGAUCUAAGUGGAAAAAUUGGCAGUGAAUGUGAUGCCAAAAUUGGAGAUAGAGAAAAGCAGGUCAAAAUUCUUGUUCCGAAUACAACAGCCGGGAUGAUAAUUGGCAAAGGGGGAAGCUACAUAAAACAACUGAAAGAAGAAAGUGGAGCUUACGUGCAAAUUUCUCAGAAAGCGAAGGAUCAGUCCCUUCAAGAAAGAUGUAUUACCGUGAUGGGUGAUGUCAAUAGCAACAAAAAGGCUUGCGCUAUGAUCCUGGCCAAAGUUCAAGAAGACCCACAGAGCGGUAGCAGCUUGAACAUCAGUUACGCAGAUAUCUCAGGUCCUGUGGCCAAUUACAACCCCACCGGAUCUCCUUUUGCUCAAUCGACUAGCCAACAACCUUAUGUCACAGGUGCUUCAAUUACAUCACCAGUACCAUGGGCAGGAUUAAUAGAAUCAUCUGGAUUAGCUGGUAUCACAUUGACCAUCAAUUUGGAACCUAAUUCUUCCCCACCGCAAGCAGUUGUAUCACAGGUUGUGAAUGCUAUAUCAGUUGCUUUGGGCAAUACAGGCUAUCCAGAACUUGCAAAAGCCGAGAUUUCUACCGCCAUAUCCACAUUAGGAAAAUACAGAAUGCUUGGCGUAUGUCUAACCGGCAAUUCUCCUCCAACCACCUACGUUGGAAUUACGACAAUGGAUGGAGCGCAAACUCCGAACGGAGUUUUCGGACCGAUUGGAGGCACUACAGCCAGAACGGUUCUAGAGUUAGCCCUUGAACCAUUUCGACACACCGCGUCUGGUCCGAAUUCUCCGCCUCAUAUAAACAACAAUACUUUUGCCACUGUCGCUAAUCACGACCAAGGGGACAAAGGCAAGGAACCGAGGAAGGUUGAGAUGGAAAUUGCGGAAGCUAUUGUUGGGGCCAUAUUAGGACCUGGUGGUCGAUCUCUUAUCGAAAUUCAGCAACUGAGCGGAGCAGUAAUCCAAAUAUCAAAGAAAGGGAUAUAUGCACCUGGUACAAGGAACAGGGUAGUUGCAAUUAGUGGCUAUCAAAAUUCUGUCAACACUGCUCAAUAUUUAAUAGAACAGAGAAUUAAAGAUGAGGAAAUAAAAAGAACCCGUCAGAACCAGUUGCUAAUGCUUCAUUAAAUGUUUUAUAAAGUUUAUAAAUUGUUAUUCAAUUUAAAUUCUCUAUUGAGUCUUUUGUUUUGUUGAAAGAUUUCUAAUUUUAAAUGUUCAAAGUCAUUAUUUUUUAUUAGUUACUGGUGCUAUGGAAUAGAACUAAUUAUAGAGAAGUAAGCAGUGGAAGAUUUGGCAUAUUCUAUUCAUGUCUUGAACUAUAAUGACAUUGUUUUAUCGAAGCUUAAUUUAUUUAAAAUAUAUUAAAACUUAAUUUAAAAAAAAAGAAAGAAACAAAUAUGGCAUUCAAAAAGGAUAGUUCGUGGUCUGCUACGAUGUCAUUCACAUUCAGAUUGAUUCAUCAAGGAUAAUCCUUAUUUUUGAAAAUUGUACGUGCUAAUUAAUCACAAAAAGCACCAUGUGCACUGUUGGAUUUCGAAAAAUCACACGAGCGUUUUAAUUUCAAAACAAUUAAAAUUAAUAUCGUAUGUAAUAGCUAAAUCAUCCACUGUAUACAUUUAAAAAAUGAAAUUAUAUUGUUUAGUAACAAUUGACAAAUGGACCGUUAAAUAUAUUAAGUUUUUGGAGCAUUUCUGAUCAAAAUCAAAGGAUGGCUUGAUCGCCCUAAAAAUUACUUUUAUUUUUUUAAUCAAAUCUAUGCACAAAUUAUUUAAAUGAGAAAUAAUUGCAUAUUGGUGUAUAUUUAUUGUAAACCUGAUGAACUACUGUAUAUUAAUUAUUAAGAAAACGAUAAAGAUUCUCUUAAAAGUGGAUAAAUAUAAAAACUUCAUUUUAGUUCCUAUUAUUUUUCAUUAUUGAUUGAAUUAUUGUUAUUAUUAGUUUUGUGAUAACAGGUAAAGGUUUACAUUUGAUUAUAAAUUGUAAAUGAUAUACUCAAAUCUCAAAUGGUAGAAAAUGUUACCUCAGUUAACUGGCGGAAAGUAUCAAUUUGAAUGGUGUCACCUAGUUUUUAAAGUUUAAUUAAAAGUAGCAUUUAGUUAAAGAAAGCAAAUUAAUUUUAGUAGAAAUCUUUGUGAAGAUUUUUAGAUUGCAAAAGAUUAUAUAUUUAGGGCGAUUCCAAGUUUUAUCUUUUAUUUUGAACAGAAGUUUGUAAUAAACAUUUAUUCUCAAAUAUGAAAAUUAGUUAUAAGAAAAUUAAUUUAAUUAUGAAGUUUUAGUUUAUAUUUAGGAAACUAUUUGGGCUGUUGAUUGAUAAGAUCAAAUAUAACAGUAGAAAUAUUUUAAAAAAAUAGACAUUUCAGAAAGUUAAUUGUAUGAAAAGUGCAUAAAGAAGUCCUAUGUUCUUGAUAUUUUUGAAAAUAUUCUUAGCGUGAAAAAGUGAUAUGAAAUUAUUCAAUUACGAAAUACUAGAAAAAUAGAUUUAAAAAAAAAAUGGCGAAUGAUGUAAGUUGCGGUGCUGCACACUUGAUUUUAGCCGUUCACCAUACUUGUUUCAAAAGGGUUUCACCCGAAUUAUGUACAAAAGUCAAUUGAAGAAAGGUCAAGGUACAUAUAGGUGUCAGGUGUGAUUGUGACCGCACUCUCGUACGGCUUGUUCUAUUCAAUGAAUUUUAGGAAGGCAUUCGAAGAAAUUGUUUGGUUCGAAACCUGAGCGACAGAACAUUUAUUUUUCGCCGUUGUUUAGUCAUAAUUCUACAAUUUCACCAUCUUGGAGGUUUUUUCGUUCAAAUUUUAUUGAGUUGAUAAUUUAUACUUGGGUUUGUCAAAAUAGACUUGAAAUUCUGUCGGAAAUUCGAAAUAUUAGGGAAAGAAAUUUAUUGUAAACAUUUUUAUGGAUAUGGGGCUCACAUUUAGAGAUGUGUUUCCUGAGGGGUUUUUAAAAAAAUUUUUUUUUCCUAAAUAUGUAGGAAAUCACUAUACAAACUGGUUCACUUGAGAGUCAUGAGUGUUCAUUGUUUAAUCAUUUUUUUUUCUCAUGUAGUUGGCAACUCGUUAAUAUUAAAGUACUUUAUGGCUUUUCAUUUAAGGGUAAAAUUAGAAUCAUCACUUUUAUUACUUUUAACCUCACAGUUCAAAUUCUACUUAAAUGCUUAACGUAACAAUUAAUUUAAUAUUCCUAUAGGUGAGUUAUUUUUCUUAUCUGUUGGUUUGACACAUUGCAUCACAUUCUUAACCCUUUUUCCUCUAUAUUUUAAAUUGGGGUAAUAUGUUACAUCACAUAUCUCACCAUAUUUUUCCUAAGGCUUUAAAUAUUUGAUGGUGAUUAUUUUUUCCUCUUGUUUUCACGAUACACUAGUUUCAACUAACGUUCGAUAUAAAAUUUAUGGUUUAUAUUGGAUUGUAUUACAUCGAUAAACGACUUAGGUCUAAAUUUUAUGCUCGAAUCUCUAAUUCAUAAUUUUACUUCUUUUAUAAAGAGCAAAUAUAUUAGAAAAUAUUCAUCUACUGAUGCACUGUUGAUCUCACAAUUGCAAGAUUGUUUUUAUAAAUUACUGUCUUUCUACCAUAUUCUAUUGUUAAAAUUGCUUGGCCUACGGAUGUGAUGUAAUCCUAUUACAGUUGUAAUUUUAAAAUUUUUUGGCCUAAAUAUUGUAACAUUGUUACCAAUGUUUAUUCCUCAUUGCCUUGAUUUAGUAAUAAUACUUAUAGGUACUGUACACAUUUUCUGCCUUGUGUCUGAAGUGUGUGAACUGUUUAUUUUUCCUGGUUGAACUACAUCAGGGAAAAAAACUCCAUUGUAUGGAAUAGUUUAUUAUGGGUCAAUCAACUAACAGUUACAAUAAACUUUACUAGAUAUGUAACUUUUUAACUAAGAUUUCUAGACUAUUCUAUCAACGUAACAUUACAGUUCCAUUUGUAAAAGAGAUUUUGACCAUAAAGGAAAUCUCAGAUUAGUUAUUUUAACUAAAGUUGUACAUAUAGUAAACAGUCAGUACUUAACCAUAUGUUACGUAAAAAAUUUGGGCUUCAUCGAAUGUUUUAACAUCUUACAAACCUAUAAUAAAACUUAUAAAAGAUUGUAAAAGAAAAAAUACAAUCAUGUCACGCCUUCCUUAAACUAGAAAACACCUGAAAAUUUUACCAUCCUUGUUCAUCUUUUUAGUUCAACGGUUUGUAAAGUUCUUUGGACUGAGAAGCAUAAAUUCUAUAUAAUGCUUCUAGUUAUACUGGGAAAUAAAUUUGUUUUAGCUAUUGCUUAGGGAUUUUUUUUUUUUUCUUAAUGUGUUUUACAGUGUCCAGUUUUGUAUAGUCUAUAUUUAAUGUUAUCUAAAAGCAUCACAAAUAAAGAAUAGAAUCUGAAGAUGAAAAAAAAAAAAAACCUUAACGUGUUAUAAAAAUCAAAAUAUUUAGGGUAGAUUAGAUGUUGAGUAUGGUUUUUAGAAUUCUCAUGUGUGAAAAAACAAGAUUAUGUUUCUGAAGAUGCCAUUUUCAUCUCACUAUCACUCCCUCCCAACUAACUAAACUAAACUAUACAAUUUACAAGAUCUUAUUAAAAAUUAAUGAAUAUUUGAUAAAUGUAAUUGUGCAAAUGUUCACAUAAAAAUAGAGAAAAAGUCACCUACUUGCACUUUUGAUUCAAUUCUACAUUUUUGUCAAUCGUACAAUUUCAGUUUUAAUGGCAUCAUAGUAAUGUGCAUUCAUCAUUAUAAUUUUAAAAUAAAAAACAUUGAUGGUAAUAUUAAAUAAUAUGGUGAUAAUGUCAUACGUAGUUUGUAGGUGUUAAAAAAAACAAUUGUUUUUUAAAUUAAAAUUGUACCGUUAAAACAAAAAUUAAUAAUGUAGAACUGCAUGCUUAGUGAAAACAAUUGUAUAUAAUAUGAGGCAUAUAUCAGUCCAGAUAUUCAUAUGUCCAUUUAUGGUUAAAUAAUUUCAUGUAAAUUCAACAGAACUUGCAGAAAAAUGUACAUGAACGUGAAAAUGCACGACAUGUAUGUUAAAAAAAAUUUGUGAAUCCAUUUAAUGUUAUCUGUUGUUAUUGUUGUUAAAUGUAUUGGAUGUUCAUUGUUUUGUGUCAAAAAAUGUGUAAUAAUUGAUAUACUAAAUAGAAAAUGAUUUGGUAUUAUAGUUAUAAUGCCUUACAAGUACCUGUUUUUAUUAUAUUUAAAUUUUACAUUUAUCUAUUUUUUUAUGAAUGAAGGGAAUAUCAUUAGAUUUUUUGAUGAAAACGUUAUAGUUUUUUAUAAAGUAUGAAAAAAUUUUACUUUGAAAUUUGUUCAAAUUUAUAACAAUUGGAAUCAUGAUUCUAAAAUACAUGCUGAAAAGUCUACCAAACUUUGACACUUUCCAGGAAAAUAUAU
This is a messenger RNA of Cimex lectularius (bed bug), 6013 nucleotides long. RefSeq names its product RNA-binding protein Nova-1 (gene pasilla). The transcript is spliced from 8 exons. Gene Ontology annotation, cellular component: cytoplasm; nucleus. Gene Ontology annotation, biological process: mRNA splicing, via spliceosome; regulation of alternative mRNA splicing, via spliceosome. NCBI's taxonomy places the organism in Eukaryota, Metazoa, Arthropoda, Insecta, Hemiptera, Cimicidae. Gene Ontology annotation, molecular function: mRNA binding. The record is from RefSeq and is a predicted model, not a curated record. Bases 159 to 1784 code for a protein of 541 amino acids.